This is a messenger RNA of Apus apus (common swift), 4259 nucleotides long. It is a transcript of the gene RILPL1, whose product is annotated as Rab interacting lysosomal protein like 1. The record is from RefSeq and is a predicted model, not a curated record. The transcript is spliced from 8 exons. NCBI's taxonomy places the organism in Eukaryota, Metazoa, Chordata, Aves, Apodiformes, Apodidae. Bases 197 to 1339 code for a protein of 380 amino acids. Gene Ontology annotation, biological process: cilium assembly. Gene Ontology annotation, cellular component: cytoplasm; ciliary basal body. Gene Ontology annotation, molecular function: protein dimerization activity.
CGCGCCCCUCGCCGCGCCCGGCCAACUUUGAACACCCUGCCCGCCUCCUCCCCGACCUCCCCCCCCCCCGGCAGCCCCGCUCCGGGCCGGCCCGCCCGCCGGGCCCGCGUGAGGCGGGGAGGAAGGGGCGGCUGCGGGGCCGGCCCGGCGGGAGAGCGGCCGCCGCCUAUGAGGGCGCCGCGGGGCCGGGGGAGCCAUGGACGGCGGCGGGGACCCGCCCGCCCUGGAGAAGAACGCGGCGGAGCUGACGGUGAUGGAUGUCUACGACAUCGCCUCGGCCGUGGGGCAGGAGUUUGAGCGGGUGAUCGACCAGCACGGCUGCGAGGCCAUCGCUCGCCUGAUGCCCAAGGUGGUGCGGGUGCUGGAGAUCCUGGAGGUGCUGGUCAGCCGGAACCAGAUCAACCCCGAGAUGGAAGAGCUGCGCCUGGAGCUCGACCGGCUGCGCCUGGAGAGGAUGGACCGCAUCGAGAAGGAGAGGAAGCACCAGAAGGAAUUAGAACUGGUGGAGGAUGUCUGGAGAGGGGAAGCACAGGACCUUCUUACCCAGAUUGCACAGCUGCAGGAGGAGAAUAAACAACUGAUGACAAACUUGUCUCACAAAGACAUUAAUUUCACAGAAGAGGAAUUUCAGAAGCAUGAAGGAAUGUCAGAGAGAGAGCGGCAAGUCAUGAAGAAGUUGAAGGAAGUGGUAGAUAAACAGAGGGAUGAAAUCAGAGCGAAGGACCGGGAACUUGGACUUAAAAAUGAGGACGUAGAGGCUCUUCAGCAGCAGCAGAACAGGUUAAUGAAGAUUAACCACGACCUGCGCCACCGGAUCACUGUGGUGGAGGCUCAGGGGAAGGCGCUGAUCGAGCAGAAGGUGGAGUUAGAAGCAUAUCUGCAAACCAAGGAGCAGGAGAUGGGCAACCUGAGAGCAGAGCUGGGGAAACUGAGAGAGAAACUGCAGGGGGAGGACAACCAGAACGGGGAGGAAGUAAAGACAGAACCAAACAAUGAUGACUGCCUCUCAGAGUCAGAAAAGAUGGCAAUGGACUUAAAAGAUCCCAAUCGUCCAAGAUUCACGCUGCAGGAGCUCCGGGAUGUCCUGCACGAGAGGAAUGAAUUAAAAUCUAAAGUAUUUUUACUUCAAGAGGAGCUUUUAUAUUACAAAAGUGAGGAAACAGAAGAAGAAACUAGAACCCCUCAACCUACUCCCAUAAUUCAGCCAAAACCCUCAACUCAGCCUGAGUCUGGAAUCAAACGACUGAUCUUUACAGCCAUAAUGCCCAUGGUAGCAGCUGGAUUGAUUCCAGACGAUCCCACAUUGCAGCCAAUAAGAAGACUUGUGUCCCUUGUUUAGUUUCUUCUCUCGUGAUAAGAAACGUAUGCAGGCAUCCCAGAGAAAUGUCCACUUCCAGGAUACUUUUGGAGAAUGGUCAAACUCAAAUAGAGAUGACACUUACACCGAACAAGGACAAGAAGCCCUGCAGCACCUGUGACUAAAACCUCGAGGUGUUCACUUUACUGCAGUAGAUUUUUGACAGUCUAGUAACAAGAAGCUUCUGUAAACAAAUCUGGCAGCUCAUCACUUUUAUUUGCCCUGCACACCUCAGUGGCUGUGUUUCAGAUGUACUCAAAAGGGGUCCCUCCCUGUUCACUUCGUGACUUGUUUGCUGAAAACAGAAUCCAAACUCUGUCAAAACAGUCACUGAUGCCCUGGGACGUGGAAGCUUCUAGAUGACUUGUUUUGUGCUGAAUAACAAGUCUAUGGUCUUGUUCAUGCAUUAACUACAGUAACACAAGCUUCUUUAAACCAAAAAAAAGGACCUGUGCCAUUAUUAGAGGUUUGUUUGCAGUGUACAAUAUCUAGUGGCGGAGACUCUUCUUCCCUGUUUAACACUACUGGUUGCUUGCUUUUUUUUUUCUGUAAGAGUUUUUUCAAGAGGGAUAUGACAGCUGGCCCCUCUCCAGGGCAGGUCACAGCACUGCUGUGUCCUGUCAAGUUCGGCUGGUGUCAAACCACUUGGAAAUCACCUGACGCAAAUGGAUAAACUGGAGUAGCCUCGAGAGGGACAGUGAGUGUACAUUUCCCUUGCUGCUUAUAGUGCCUAAAGCAUGAAGAAACCGACGUAUGAGGGGUGCGUGCCUUGCGUUUUGCCAUGAGUUCUGCAGUAUUAAUGGAAAGCAAAUUGCUUAUGAGGAGGAAUUCUAACACUUGAGUUUCUUCCUUCUUACCAGGGACUUCCCCCUAGAGCAGCAGACAGCUGCUGUACAGGAAUUAGGUCUCUUUCCCACAGACAGGUUUUUAAUUAAGUCACACUCCACUUUUCUGUCUACAUAAGACACGUCUGUCUACAUACUGCCUGGCUUCAGAGCAAAAGACAUCCUCAACUCGCUGACGUAAACUGUGUGAACUGACUUAGAGGUUAUGUUUUCUGACUAGUCUCAACACUACCUGGGCAGAGCAAUUCACUCCAUCUGCAGGCUGCUUCACUGGUGUUGGUUGAUGUUUGGGUGGCCUGCAGUCACAGGGGCUUACCUUCACAGCAAAAGCCCAGCAUAGCUGAGCUGCCAAGAGGGGGGAUUUCAAUCUUCUUUGCAGUUGAGCUUGCAAGACCUCAGCUGCACUUACAAUAACCACAACACUAAAGCCCCAUGAGGUGUAACUGCUGUGUACAGUUUGGGGUUGGCACACACUCUGCCUCUGCACCACAGGCUCCAGCAGGGCACCUGGCCAGGGGGAGGGUGAACACAUCCAUGGCUUCUGGUAAGGGAGGUGCUGAGGUCAUUUGUGAACUUGGCUGUACCUGAGCGAGUCUGUGGAGCACAAGAGCUGCUGGUAGGGAGCGUCUAGUUACAGGGCUGAAGGCAACUUCUGCUCAUGUAGCUCAGAGCAGGGGGCUGUGAGCUGCUGUUGGCUGUUUACCCCCAACAACUACAUCUGCUUGGCUUAGAGCCUCUUCUCAGGAGUGGCACCAGGAACAGGAAACAGUGCUCAGGCUGGAGUAAAGCUCCAACUACUCCAAACACUGAACACAGGAGGAAACCUCAAAGGACUAGAUGAGGGCAACCUGGAGGGUUUAAUGCAGGGCAGUUAUCGAUGCAGGGUGGUCCAAGACUGGAUUCUUCAGUGUAUGAGCAGCGAAUGGUUCUUAGCCCAUCUCUAGUGAAACUGUGCCAGAAACCAUUCUUGGCAGUGGUGGGCUGAAUGCUGCUCUGCCCCUGACUGUCACUGUGCUUCAUUUUGAAUAUGGACCUUCCACAUCUUCUAGUUAGAGAAAGUGUUUACUGUGCCUCCCUGGUGUCACUGCAGUUCAGGUCAGGGAGGAAAUGUGGCCUUACAUGAAAGACAUCUGCGUUGGAAACAGUGAUGGUAGCAUUUGAUGUCAGUAUUAGGCAAAUACACUUUUGCCUGGUUACAUUUUGGUAACAUGUCUUAAAGUUUCAGGCUCGAAGGAAGCUGUAUCCAUAGAGCAGUGGCACUUCCCCCCCUCCUUCUGUGUGAAAAGCAAUUCUUAAAGGGGGGGGAGUGUCUUAAUUUAAUGAUAAUCAAGUUGCUAAGAUCUCGACUUCACUUUCAUAUUAGAAAAAAAAGAAUUACACUACAGUUAUAUCAGGCAGUUAAAGUAAAUCGUGAGUGAAGCCUGUGGAGUCACUCAUUGGGCACAUGUAGGAGCGAUGCAGUGAUCAGAAACAAUGCAAGGAUGCAGCAGAUGCACGGCCUGAGUAAGCACAUCUCGUCUGAAAUAGCUGAGAGCAAUGAGCUGAGAUAACAAAGACCAAACCGGUUUUCCCCAGCCCCUAAGCUGCUGCUUUACAAAGGAUCCCCAGCCUAGUGCACAUAAAGCUCGUCCCCCAUUGUCAGGUCAAAUCUGCCGCCUGUUCAAACACUGGGAGUGAGUGGUGCAGCCUCCCCCUCUCUUCCUGUAGCCCAUUACCUCAAAAAUCUAAUUAGUUACUCCUGACCUGCUAGCAUUAACCACUCCACUCCUCGUUCCCAUGCUAAAAAUGCCCGAGUUUAUACACUCCAAGUGUCACCAGGAAGGAUGGCCUGUAGGAAAGAGUAUGUAAAAAUUUGAAGAUCUGUCAUGUAUUGUUUCUCAAUAUUCAAGUAAAAUCUGCUUUUAGAAAAGGGGUCAGGAUGUUGCCAGGUAAGGGGCAUAAUAAUCCUGUCCACAACGUGCAGGAUCACUGAAGUUUUUCUGGGUUGUUUUUGUUUUGUUUUGUUUUUGUUGGGCAGCGAAUAAUUUUAACAGUUUAAUAAAUAUUUCUGAAAAACA